Molecule: messenger RNA, 3624 nt
Organism: Trichoderma citrinoviride
Lineage: Eukaryota; Fungi; Ascomycota; Sordariomycetes; Hypocreales; Hypocreaceae
Product: kinase-like protein
Exons: 2
Coding region: 1-3624 (1207 amino acids)
Biological process (GO): protein phosphorylation
Molecular function (GO): ATP binding; protein kinase activity
Source: RefSeq, a predicted model, not a curated record
AUGGACGGCCAGCCCCAGCCGCAGCCGAAGCCGGCGCCCUACACCCAUCUGUCUCAAUUGUCGUCGCUUCCCCUGCGGACCGCCAACAGCACGCCCACGACGUCUCCCGGCCUCUACAGUCCCGUUGCCAGGCACGGCCACAUGCCCAACUCGUCCGUCUCGGAGAACAACUCGCCCGCCCCUAUGUUUGAGAGCCCCUACCUGCACCCGCUGCAGACCCACCGAGUCCGAGAGACCCAUAAAGCUCUCAUCGACUCCGAUGCCAACACCGGCCGCAAAUCGAUCAAUCAGUAUGAAGUGAUCGAAGAAAUUGGCCGGGGCAUGCAUGGCAAGGUCAAGCUGGCCCGCAAUACCGAGACCGGCGAAAACGUCGCCAUCAAGAUCAUCCCGCGCUUCUCCAAGAAACGACGACUCGGCAAGGUGACGGCCAUGUCUCCCCAGGACAAGACCAAGAAGGAAAUUGCCAUUCUCAAAAAGAUCAGACACCCCAACGUCGUCGCCUUGCUCGAAGUCAUUGACGACCCCGAGCUGAAGAAGAUCUACAUGGUGCUGGAGCACGUCGAGCUGGGCGAGAUUGUGUGGCGCAAAAAGGGACUGCCCCAUGUCUGCCUGUAUGAGCGGAGGAGGGCCGAGCGCGAGAUGCGCGGGGAGGCGCCCACCCCCGAGGAGCAGAUGUACGACAAGAUCCUCGAGCGCCGACACGCCGUCAAGGAGCUCAAGCGGGCCAAGAUGGCUCGCAACAACAGCGGCCCCGGCGACUACUGGAGCGUCGAACACGGCGCCGCCGACGACGUGAGCACCGUCCCCUCGUGGUCCCGCAUCUCCUCCAGGGAAGACUUUGCGGCUGUCGACGGCACCGUGUCCCUCCCCAUCUCCCGCCGGUCCUCCAUGGCCCCUUCUCACUCUUACUCCAUGGCUUCGUCGCCCGGCGCAAUCGGAGAAGACGAUUGGCAUGACGACGACCUCGUCACCCCCGGCCCCUCCCAACCGCAGCCUCCCCCCCUCUCCACCAGCGCCUUGGAGCGUGCCAAUUUUGCGUCCUAUGCCAACAAUGACGAGACCAUGAGCUUCCGCGACCGCUCCCCCAGCAUGGCUGACUCCAUCAUCUCCCACAUGUCCUCCAUCGACUACAACCCCCGUGCCCACGACCCCUUUGCUGACGACUUCUCCUACGUCCCCUGCUUCACCUUUGACCAGGCGCGGUCCGCCUUUCGCGACACCGUCCUCGGUCUUGAAUACCUGCACUACCAGGGCGUCGUCCACCGUGAUAUCAAGCCUGCUAAUCUGCUCUGGAGCAAAGACCAUCGCGUCAAGAUCUCCGACUUUGGCGUGUCUUACUUUGGCCGUCCUAUUCGUGAUGGCGAGCCGGAUGAUCUGGUGUCCGAAUCCGAGGCAAAGGACUUUGACGAUGACUUGGAGCUCUCAAAGACCGUUGGCACCCCCGCCUUCUUCGCCCCGGAGCUCUGCUACACCGACCCUGAUCAGGCCCAGCCCAAAGUGUCCGAGCAGAUUGAUGUGUGGUCCCUCGGUGUGACUCUUUACUGCCUCAUCUUUGCCCGUAUUCCCUUCCUCGCAGAGGACGAGUUCCAGAUGUUCAGGAAGAUUGCCACCGAGGAGGUGUACAUUCCACGCAGGAGGCUGAUGCCCGUGGACCCCUCAACCUCGCCGGCCGUGACGUCCCUCUACAAGCGCCAGAACACGCGCCCCUACCGUGACGACAAUGACGUCGAAUACGAAGACGUGGAUAAUCUCUUGUACGACCUGCUGCGCCAGAUGCUCACCAAGAACCCGGAAAAGCGAAUCCGCCUCAAGGAUAUCAAGAAGCACCCCUGGGUCCUCCAGGGACUGCCGAAUCCGCGAGCAUGGCUGGAGGAAACCGACCCGGCUAGGCCAUCCAGUGGCCGCAAGAUCCAGGUUGACGAAAGAGACCUGUCUUCUGCCGUCGUGCCUCUGACUUUUCUCGAGCGGGCCCGAUCUGUUGUCAGAAAGGCCGUCGGGAGAGUCAUGCACCCGUUGGUUGACCGCAGCGAGAGCCGAUCACGUCGACGGGCUGCCAGCAGUGUCGCUAGCUCCGGAGGCGACAGCAUGCCGAAGCCCGUCCUCCCCGCGGCCCCGGCUACGAAUCCUCCUACCCCUUACAUGGACAGGCGUCGCAGCAUUCGCCCGGAUGAGUAUUUUCCUCCCGUGCCUGAGAGAAGCUCCCCUCCCAAGAUGGAGCGGCACUCCUCCGACUUUGUGAGCACCCACAGCGGCGUGGAAGCUGUUGCCUACGACCCCAUGGCUACCGUACUGCCGCCCCUGACCACGCCGUCGGGCGUGACUCGGGGCCGCUCUCACAGCGAGCUGGACGAGGCGGCCACGUCCAACUUUCGGGGCGAUCCCAACCUCGGCUCUGGCCGCAAUGGCGGAACCCUGCGGGCGAGGAACUUUGGGCAGUUUUUGCCCUUGACGCCUCACACCGUCCCGCCUACGCCUUCUUAUGACAGGAACCCUCCCUACCGCCCGGAGCUACCGAGCGCCAGGUCAGAGCUCAGCUCUCUGAGAGUCGACUCUGUCCGCUCGCCCUCAAAGGACCGCGGCCUCUUUGCGAGCCCCGAUAAGCGCGCCACUCCGCAAGUCGCCCUCAACACUGCCGUGGCUCCCGGCAACAUUCCUGGCCUGCGAAGCACGCGCUCCAUGCGCUCUGUCGACCUGGGCAGGAACAGAUAUAGCCACGCUCUGUCGUCGUCUCCCUUGUCAUCGUCGCCGCAGUCCAUCCCCACCCACUCAUAUCAUCAGCACAGACACCUCCAGUCUGAUCCCAACUUUCAUCACCGGUACCAGGAUCGCCCGAUCACCGCCCACCGUAUAGACAACGGAGGCGAUAGCAAGUCUCCUCUUACUCGCACGCCUUCCACGAUGAGCCCCGAGCCCACUUACCAUGGGUCGUAUGUCAGCGAGGAUGGCUCAGCCGACAUGGGGAGCCAAUGGUCGCGUCUUGCCAACCAGGACUGGCAGUCCGAUGCCCCGUCGCGAAGGGGCACCAUGGAGAUUGCCAAAACCGCGAGCACCGACUCCAUGGAUCAUCUGGGCACGCCCCUGACAAGCCCCAGCGAGACAGCCAGCCCCGUGGCCGCCUGCCCACCAGCUAACGGCUCGUCUCAGCGGAUGUUGGUUUUCCAGUCCGACCCGUCGCUGCCGGCUCUCCUCAGCGGCGCCAGCUCUGUCUCGGCGGACUUGGAGGGCGAGCUGCUGCAGAGGCCGGGGACGGUGGAUCCGCAGGCCCUUUUGCAGACCAAAGACUCGCUGACGCCUCCAGCGCUCGGAAAGGAGCCCACUGGCGGCUUUCCCAUUGACCAAGUCUUUGAGAACUCAUCAUCCAUGGAAGGCGUCCCCAUGCGAGUCAAGAUUGACAAUAGCGGCCCGACCUCGGACCCGCGUGGCGCCAGCCAGCAGCAUCACAAGCAGGACGAGGACGACAACGAUGAUGACAGUGACGAGGGGCUUCUACUCAUGGCCAAGCCUAAGAAGCGACCGCCAGUGACUACGAGACACAGGCCCUUUGAGGCUAGACGGCGGGACACCAACAUUAGCAACAUUAGCACGGCGAGCGAUGAAACGGCUAGGAGAGUGAAUAUCUCUUGA